AUGAAACUGAUUGAUGACUUGCUGAUAAAAGGUGCUACAGGUAGAACAAAGCCAGUUGAGGAGCACAGAUCUAUGUUUCACAAGGUCGCCCAUGAGGUGCUGGUCAUGUUGCGGGUGUGUAAGAUGUUUCAGAUGGGGUCCAGGGCCUGCAUGGAUGUUCAUAUCUGGGGUGCGAUUGAACAAAAGCAAUCAGCUAUUCAAAUUGAAGACGAAAGAAGUGGCCAAGGAAAACUCACCUUUGACUUAAACUACUUCAAAAGGCACAAGGAUAAAUUCCCCAGCAAACUGGUGCCGAUAACGUACAAGAAGCCUGAUUGGAGGACGGAGGAGGAGCUGAAGCAGUUGCGUAACGCUCUGAGCUCUGUGCAGAGCUACCGUCGCUAUAGCAACAACCUGCAGCUGCUCCUAGCCAAAGUCAUCAGACACCAAAAAUUUGGAAGGAGAAGGGUGGUGAUCAAGAAAGGGCACACUGGAAACAGCUUUUACUUCAUCUACUCUGGAGUGGUGGCUGUGACGAAGGAUGAGGAAGGGAGCAGUGCAUUCGUGGAUAAGGAGCCCACUUUAAUAAGAAGAGGAGCUGGGUUUGGCGAGGUGUCUCUGCUUAAAGGAGUGAAAAGAAACGCCACCAUUGUGUGCAUGGAGGAGACAGAACUGCUGGUGGUGGACAAAGAGGACUUCUUUGCAAAGAAGCUGGAUGAGGAGCUGAAGAAGGAGUUUGAGUAUCGGUUCAGCUUUUACAGAUCUUUGGAUCUUCUUUCUUCCUGGAGCUUCCAGAUGAUUGAAUCGAUGGCUGAUCAUUCCAAAACAGAGGUGUUCCACUAUGGGCGGGUUAUAGUCAAGGAUACCAGUGACAUGGCCAAUAUUAUAUUCAUGGCAAAGGGGAGGUGUGAUCUCCUUCACAUAGUGGAUUUAACGACCUGCCACUCCUAUCAUAAAUGGAUUAGUCAACAAACAGAAUUUCUUAAAUGUGACAAAUGUCAGUUUGCAUCUGCGGCAGGUACUGCUGCUGGCACUUGGAGUCCCAGCCCAGCCCCUAACAGAGAGUGGAAGCUGGAAGCGCUGAACAGGAGUACAUGUAACAGAUUGUCUAUGACCAGGUUCCCCAGGCAGGCUGCUCAUCUCCUGACCCCUUACGGAGAGAUCCCCAAAGACCUAGGAGCUGCUGUGUGCAUUAAAGUCGAUUCAAUCCAUCAAGGAGAAAUAUUUGGACUGAAUCAGUAUCUGGGUCCAGACUAUCUGAAUGACAAGCGCAGCAUGAUCUUGGUAAGCCAGGGCGCCGAGAUCCUACGAGUCAAGAGAGAGAAGUUUGACGCACUUGUUGACCAGCCGACUUUAGCAAAACUGAAGAAACUGCAGAAUUCAUACCCCAGUGACGACAUACUUUGCAGUAUUUUCCUUGAACAGAGCCGGUGGAAGAUCUUCAAAAAGGACGUGGUUCAUAUUCUGACUGAGCAGCAAGUGAAACCUGUUCUGGGUCCAGGGUCGCGCCUGUGCUCCAAAGAGCUUGGCUCUCUUCCAGUGGACUUGGAUGCAGCAGGGAUUCUCAACCUCUCCACAAUGAGCAAAAGUAGAAUCAGAAGCGCCAGAGGCCCACAUUGCCAAACAGUGCUGGUGAAAAAAGUAAAGAAAGGCUUAGAGCGGCUGCCCAGCAUUGACCUGCGACUCAUUCACGGAAUCGCCAUACCUCGACCCAACUUGAGUAGACUUUUUGCCUGA
Polyodon spathula (Mississippi paddlefish) is the source of this 1716-nucleotide messenger RNA. RefSeq names its product cyclic nucleotide-binding domain-containing protein 2-like. Bases 1 to 1716 code for a protein of 571 amino acids. The record is from RefSeq and is a predicted model, not a curated record. Gene Ontology annotation, molecular function: cAMP binding. The transcript has 13 exons. NCBI's taxonomy places the organism in Eukaryota, Metazoa, Chordata, Actinopteri, Acipenseriformes, Polyodontidae. Gene Ontology annotation, biological process: spermatogenesis.